AGUCCAGCCUAUAGUAGCCUAGCGGCGCUCUCCUGUCUCCUCUCCAUACCAUCUGUCAUUAGUUACCUAUAUCUUCGAAAUUAAUACAUUUUUACCGUUUCUUCUCCAGACGCAUAUAGGAAACAUCUCCAAUGGUGUCGCCUCUGAAAGUGUGCAUUGUCGGCUCUGGAAACUGGGGUUCAGCCAUUGCCAGGAUAAUUGGCAGUAAUGCUCAGACCCUGCAGCGCUUCGCCACCACAGUCAAGAUGUGGGUGUUUGAGGAGAACGUGAACGGCAGGAAUCUCACAGACAUCAUCAACACAGACCAUGAGAAUGUCAAGUACCUGCCUGGAUACAAACUGCCUGACAAUGUGGUGGCUGUACCCCAGCUCCAGGAUGCUGCUGAGGGGGCUGACCUCCUAGUGUUUGUGGUUCCUCACCAGUUCAUCAGGAAGCUGUGUGAUGAGAUGGUAGGCUGUGUCUCCUCUCAGGCCAGGGGAAUCACACUCAUUAAGGGAAUAGACGAGGGUCCGGAGGGCCUGAAGCUCAUCUCUGACAUAAUCAGGGAGAAGAUGGCUAUAGACGUCAGUGUUCUAAUGGGAGCUAACAUCGCCAACGAGGUGGCAGCAGAGAAGUUCUGUGAGACCACCAUCGGCUGUAAGAUCAUGGAGAACGGCCUGCUCUUCAAGGAGCUCCUGCAGACUCCUAACUUCAGGAUCACAGUGGUGGACGACGCAGACACUGUAGAGCUUUGUGGAGCACUGAAGAACAUCGUAGCGGUAGGAGCAGGGUUCUGUGAUGGGCUGAGGUGUGGUGACAACACCAAGGCAGCAGUAAUCAGACUAGGGCUGAUGGAGAUGAUAGCCUUCGCUAAGCUCUUCAGUAAAGAUGGCGUCGUCUCCUCUGCAACUUUCCUGGAGAGCUGCGGCGUGGCUGACCUCAUCACGACCUGCUAUGGAGGACGCAACCGACGCGUGGCCGAGGCAUUCGCCAAGACAGGAAAGACUAUUGAGGUGCUGGAGCAGGAGAUGUUGAAUGGACAGAAGCUCCAGGGUCCUGCUACCUCAGCUGAAGUCUACCACAUCCUCAAACAGAAGGGACUGGUGGACAAGUUCCCUCUGUUUGGGGCAGUGUAUCAGAUCUGUUUCGAGGGCAAGCCGGUACAGGAAAUGAUCUCCUGUCUACAGAGUCACCCAGAGCACCUGUUCGACUGCCAGGGACUUCGCCUGAGUGCCAGUCUGUUUGUGGCAUCAUGCCAAAUCCUUGUCACUCAUUGUCAUGGCAAUGACAGCAAUGGAGUUGGCAAGAGCACCAACAGAUCAGGUUACCAUUUGGAUUUUAAUGUAUUUUCGAAGGAGCAUGUUCCACUACUUUAGAAGUGUAUAUACAUACAGUAUGUAGUCAGCCUACUUAUGAAUGAUCAGCAUUCAGUAGAUGAUUAGACAGACCAACACAUUACAGCCAAAGGUUAUGGAGUGUGGUUACUUGAUAUUAACUUUGCCUUUUAUUUUGCUUGUGAUUGUAACCUCAAAUCCAUCCUUCUUAUCAGUUUAACUAACUAGGUAACUAAAUCAGUCCUCUGUGAUUUAUCAUCCUGGUAACUAAAUCAGUCCUCUGUGAUUUGAAGGGCGACAUGUUCUCGUAAGGUUUAAAUGUAAAAUGUAACACUAUUUUCUUUGGGAAUAAAAAUGUAUGUCUCUGUUUUCACU
Molecule: messenger RNA, 1688 nt
Organism: Coregonus clupeaformis (lake whitefish)
Lineage: Eukaryota; Metazoa; Chordata; Actinopteri; Salmoniformes; Salmonidae
Product: glycerol-3-phosphate dehydrogenase 1-like protein
Exons: 9
Coding region: 132-1355 (407 amino acids)
Biological process (GO): glycerol-3-phosphate catabolic process; carbohydrate metabolic process
Cellular component (GO): glycerol-3-phosphate dehydrogenase (FAD) complex; cytosol
Molecular function (GO): protein homodimerization activity; NAD binding; glycerol-3-phosphate dehydrogenase [NAD(P)+] activity
Source: RefSeq, a predicted model, not a curated record